Brugia pahangi is the source of this 3783-nucleotide messenger RNA. The record is from the annotation of a GenBank genome assembly. NCBI's taxonomy places the organism in Eukaryota, Metazoa, Nematoda, Chromadorea, Rhabditida, Onchocercidae.
AUGUAUCAUCAACAUCAGGAUGUCAUACGGGAAAAUUACAUCACGCUCGCAGCGCAUUUUACAGCUGAUCAAUUGUAUAAAGCGCAUCGAUUACAGGUUAAUGAGUUGCUUGGUGUACCUGUCAUACAGUCAAUUAUUGAUGGUUUGGAUUUCAAACGGACAAUUCUUAACUCUUCAUUGGUACGUGAUAUAACAAAUCGAUUGGACGCACAGUUUGCGAAAUAUUGUAAUUUAUUAACUGAAACAAAGAAAUACAUUUCAAGCAGUUCACAACCAGACUGGAUCACUUUUCGUGAUUACAGAUCAAUGAUGGAAUGUGCACGGAUUACACCAGGAUAUUUAAGUUAUGAAGAACAGUUUGGUACACGUGUAAACAUGACCAGUGGAUGCUUGAUAUCAACCAAACAACCAUCAAAAUUCUUGUAUUAUGCUGAGAUGAAUUUGACAUCAAUUUUGCAUACUAAUGCACUUGAUAGUGCAAUUCGAUGGCAAUAUAUUAUUGGUAUCAGUGGACCACAUAUCGAAUAUCCUGCACAUGCCAUCCCAAUUCAUAAACGAAGACACUGGGGUCCAUUUCUUUCUGCUGCUUUACCUCAAAAACGACGUGUUAUAAUUCUUAUCGAUGCAGGUACUCUUCUUACUGAUAUGCAUCUAGCUAAAGCAAAAAGUGUUGCGAAAAUCCUUCUUGAUGGUGCUGUCCCUGGAGAUAGGUAUAUGGUGAUUGUGUCAAAUGGAACACAUAAUACAAAAGCUUGCAAAAAUCAAAAUUUCUUGGGUGUAACGAGUGAACAGAUUGCCGUAAUGACAGCUUUCAUAGAAGCAUUUGAACGAGGUAAUCAGAAAGCAUAUUCACAUACCAAUGCUAUUCAGAUGGCCUGUAGAUUAUUUGUUGAGGAAGAAGAUGACGGAAAUGAAUUUCAACAUAAUAUUUUGUUUUAUAUCAGCCGAGGUGUUAUGUCAGAAUUAGGUGAAGCAGCUUCAGUUUUAAAUGCUCUGGCGGAAAUUGUUGUAGGAGCCAAUAUUCGCGUGAAAAUUAACACUCUGGCACUGAGCGAUGUUACAGGUGAUGAAACGCCACUUUUUUGGUCUUACGAAUUUUUGAAAAGCAUCGCAGGAAUGAAUUUUACGAAAUACCAGCAAUCACUUGGCGAAAAAUUGAAGGCAGCUUUGAAAAAAACGAUAAUACCAGGGAAGAUGAUUUCAAUUGGAACUAAUGAACAUGCAACAUUAACAUUGCUCCAAAUGUUUGAACUUCUUUCCACUGUUAAUCAUAAGAAACUGCUAACUCAUUCAUCAAACGGAGAAUUAUUUUGGUCGUAUCCUUAUAGCGAGUAUCAGGCAACAUUAGUUUCUCUAUCAACCAGCAUACAGAAAGAUAAUAAAUUGGAGGCUGUGGUUGGCAUGGAUUUGAAUUUGGAUAUAAUUGCUGAUGUUAUCAAAUAUAAUGAUUUAGUAGUUAUGGCACCAGCAAAAACUAGAUUACGAAUUUUUCUUUGUGAUCUGCAAGGUCGCGUUAUCAUCGCUUCUCAUAUGCGUAAAACAUCACCAUGGCCUUUGCAUAUUGGUACGUUGGAAACUUGGUCAGAAAAAGAUUUCUGGCUUAGUGACCAUUUCUCAAUGGAAGAAAUCAGCGAAGGUUCAUUCGAAAUUGUAAAGGAGGAAAUGGUGGAGAAAGUGAAAUUAAAAUAUACGUGGAUGCGGCUGAAGAAUGCACCAUAUGUUGUUGCUAUGGCAAUUAAAGUGGACGAAAUAGAGCCCAAGAUUUCUAUGCUUUUAAAAAAUUCAAAACGGGAAUAUUUGUUGGAUAAUCUUGUUUACCAUCGUCUUGAUAUUCAGAGAGAUUCAUCACUUUACUAUUGCUCACACUUUGGCUAUCUUUCUACUAUGAAAUUAGGCGGUGUUUACUUAAGCCCAAGCUGUUUUACUGUUUCUUCAUUACAACGUCCUCCUUCUCCGCAGUGGAUUGCAAAUUAUUGGGUAUACUUAGGUGAUCCGUUCGGAUUAAUUCGAAAUACUGGUAUUCGAUUGAGUGUUCGUGAACAUGUUGGUGCACUAUCUGGUAUCAUACCACACUGGCGUGAUAAAACAGCCAGUGAUUCACAUGAAUUUGUCUUACGACGUUAUAUAGCUACAUCACGAGGUGUUAUGAUAACUUAUCCGGCAACCGUAAUUCGCGACAAUUAUGAACCUGAUUUGCAACUAUGGUAUGUGCGUGCCAAUGAAUUUCCCGGAAGAAUCGUUGUGACAGGACCAUUUUUGGAAGAUAAUGUAGGACAAGUUGUAACAAUUUCAACUGCUGUUUUCGAAGGUCAAGCUGGAAGUAUGCACAAUUCCAAAGACCAAGUUUUUGCUGUCGUUGCGAUGGAUGUAACCGUGGGAUUUUUUUCAAAAUUGCUGCGAAGUGCAAUUAAUGUUUGUAGAGAGUCACGACGUUGUGUUUUGUUCGAUGACUUAGGUAAUGUGAUUUCACGUGGAAUAGAAACGAGUGUCUCCAGUAAAAAAACUCGAUCGUAUGGAAGGAGCGUUUCCUGGAAUGCCGUCGAACGUUUCCAUAUCAGUUAUCUAGAGCCUCAACUUGCAACAUAUUUAAUUACAAAAACAAAAUUUGUUCAAAAAAAGCAGUGUAUGCAGUGGGCUACUCGUUCAAUUGAACGUUUCUUUCGAUUCAAUAUUUCAUAUUCUGAUGCUUUAACGAUUCCAUGUGAUGAUAUCAGCUCAUUACCUGGUAUGAAAUUAGGAAGUAUUCGUGCAGAAGUGAUUCCGGUGCCACAAACAAAUUUGUUUCUUGCUCUUAUAAAUGAAAGUUGUGAUCCACAGCAUCCUAUCCAAGCAUUUUGUCCAUGUUCAGUUAGUGAUCGUCGUUGUCUCCUUUGCACUCGUUUCGAUGUUGCAGAAUGUGAAUGUCCAUGUCAGUGUCCAUUAAACUGUAAUACACAAUGUUCACUGAGUUCAUCAAAUGCUUCACUUUAUCCGAAAACCUCUUUUGUACCAAAUGUGGAAUGUUCAGGCUUAGAGGAAUGUCCGGUAAUAGCUACAAUUAUUCCAUUCGGUGCUAGGCCAUUGCAGAAAACUGUACUAUCAGAGUGUAUCAAUAUCAAAUGCGAAAAUUAUAAAACGGUAGAUGAUUGUUUGGGUGUGCUGGGAUGUCAAUGGUGUGCGUUUGAUAGUGAUGGGCAAACGCUUCUUCUUAAUCCUUCUUGCGUCUUCGCUGAUCAAUGCUUUGGUGGUACAAAAGGAAGACGUAUUCGAGGUUUCUUGGAAAGUGAGUCACAGUUAGCUCCACAAUGGUCGGUUAGUGCACCAGUUGGACCAGUUGCUGCUGGAAUAAUGAGUGUUUUCUUGAUUAUGGUUAUGGCUGUAUAUUGUUAUCGAAGUCAGGUUAAUCGUUUGGUAGAAGCAAAUUCGCUUACGGAUUCAUAUGGUGCGCCAUUAUGCGGGAGAAAUUUUGAGGAUGAUGAUUUUCAGCUUGACCAUGAUAUUUCUGGAUCCGUAAAAGAAAAAGCAGUUGCUUUGAUCCAACUGACGUCAUUUGAAAGGAUGUCAAAUCCACUAGCAGCUGUCCGUCCGCAAUAUCGAGUUUCGCCACGAACUGAAUCAAGCGAUCAGGGUUAUUCUACAAUGACUGAUCGUAUGCAAGGUGAUGAAAGUGAAUGCGCCACUAGCAAUGUUAAUAUUUCUCGAGAUACGGGAAAAACGAUCUUAGAUACGGAUGGUUGUUCGAUUACUGUAACAACAGAAGCUGACAUACAUCAAGUACCACGGAAUUUGCUUAUUUCUUCCUAG